Pseudomassariella vexata is the source of this 1346-nucleotide messenger RNA. RefSeq names its product Alpha/Beta hydrolase protein. Bases 226 to 1200 code for a protein of 324 amino acids. The record is from RefSeq and is a predicted model, not a curated record. The transcript has a single exon. Gene Ontology annotation, molecular function: hydrolase activity. Lineage: Eukaryota; Fungi; Ascomycota; Sordariomycetes; Amphisphaeriales; Pseudomassariaceae.
CGUUCUCGCCAUUUAAACCACCACAGCGUGUGUGACAAUCACAUUUGCACUCAACAACUCAGCAAUUCUCUCAAUUAUAUCCAUUAUAUCCAUUUGAACCAGGUAUUAUUUCGGAUAUCGGGUUCGUACUUCAAAAUGCACUUUUCUAGCUAAAGAAAAAAAUAAUUUGCCCAUAACUAGAGUUAAGUACUCACUUACUCGAUAGCUUGACGAAUAAACAACAAAAUGGCCUCUCAGCUGAAAGGCUUCGAAACCCUCACCGAAGGCACCCACCAAUCCCCCAGCGGCUCUCUCAUCUCAUUCUCCCAUACCCCCGCCUCAACCCACCACCCCAACUCCCCAAUCCUCCUCCUUCUCCACGGCUGGCCGCAAGACCGUUACAUCUGGCGCUACGCCAUCCCCCCGUUAUCCUCCUUAGGCUACACCCUCUUCGUCCCGGACCUUCCCGGCUAUGGUCACAGCACGCUCCCCACGGCUCCCUCCGCCACCAAACACGACCGUAUCACCGUCGGAACCUCCCUUCUCUCAGCCGUCAGGUCUGUUUACCCCGACUCUCCUGAAUCAGACAUCGUCCUCAUCGCCCAUGAUCGCGGCGCCCGCGUUGCACAACGUUUUGCCAUGGAUGAUCCGGAAAGCAAUAGGAUCCGCGGUGUUUUGCUGUUAGAUAUAGUCCCCUACGCCGCACAAUGGGACGCCGCGGCCCAAAAUCCGCGGAACAUGACGGCUUACUUCCACUGGGCGUUCCUGCCCGCUAUGGCGAUAAGUAUACCGCUGAUCCGCACAUACGGCGGCGGUAAGUUCUGCCGGGACAUUCUACUAAAGACCGUCGGCGACAACGCGAAAGGGCGGGAGUCGUUUUUCGCCGAUGGGGCGGUGGAGCAUUACUCUGAAUUAUAUCAGCAGGACAAGGUGAAUGAGGGGGCGGCGCUGGAUUACAAGGCAGGAAGUGAGGAGUAUUGGGAGAGGGAGGUUGAGGAUCGGAGGUUAGGCAGGAAGGUCGGGGUGAGGACUUGGGUGGUGUAUAGUGAAAGGAAUUUGAGGGCGAUGCAUGAUGUACCUAAAGUGUGGAAGGAAUGGGUUGAGCAGGGAAUGUUGGAGCUUCAUGGGAUUGGGGAGGGGGUCGGGCAUUAUUUGCCGGAGGAGGCGCCAGGGGAGGUGAAUAGAUAUAUUGAGGAGUUUUUGAAGGGGUUGGGACUCUAGACUAGGCUGUUUAGACCUUGAAAGCUAUGGGACUGCAACUAUACCAAAUGGAAGACGCAUAUCUUAAAUAGUCUCUGGGGGCCUCUACACGGUUCAAUGAAUGAAGUUGGCCAUCAGGUCCUUCAGUACAGAGCGGUAAGCGGUCC